AUGCUGUGUCAGUCUAUACCGCUGUCCAGUGGAGAUUUUCCUUUAACGAAGACAUUGAAUAAUAUCUAUCUAUUUUUACCUAUCUAUCCAUCUAUGUGUGUUCAGUCAUCUAUCUAUCUAUCUAUCUAUCUCAACCUGUUCAUAUCUAUCUCAGUCUGUUCAUAUCUAUUAUCUAUCUAUCUAUCUAUCUAUCUAUCUAUGUAUCUAUUAAUCUUUUCAACUGUUCAUUUCUAUCUCCAAUCUGUUCAUUUUAAUCUAUCUAUCUAUCUUUCUCAGUCUGUUAAUAUUUAUCUCAGUCUUUCAUAUCUAUCCAUCUGUCUUUGUCUAUCUAUCUAUCUAUUAUCUAUCUAUCUUUGUCUGUUCAUAUUUAAUAUCUAUCUAUCUAUCUAUCUAUCUUCUAUCAUCUAUCUCAUCUGUUUUAUCUAUCUAGUCUGUUCAUAUCUAUCUAUCUAUCUAUCUAUCUAUCUAUCUAUUCUAUCUAUUAUCUAUCUAUCUCAGACUGUUCAUUUCGAUCUCAAUCUGUUCAUAUUCUAUCUAUCUAUCUAUCUAUCUUUCUAUCUAUCUAUCUAUCUAUCUAUCUAUCAAUUCAUUCUGUUAAUAUCUAUCUCAGUCUGUUCAUAUCUAUCUCUCUUCUCUCUCUCUCUUUAUCUAUCUAUCUCAGUCAGUUCAAUCUAUCUAUCUAUCUAUCUAUAUAUCUAUCUAUCUAUCUCAGUCUGUUCAUAUCUAUCUAUCAAUCUAUCAAUCGCAGUCUGUUCAUAUCUAUCUAUCUAUCUAUCUAUCUAUCUAUCUAUCUAUCUAUCUAUCUAUCUAUCUAUCUCUUCUGUUUCUAUCUAUCUAUCUAUCUAUCUAUCUAGACAAUCUUACACGUUUAUAUAUUUAACUCAGCCUGUAUCUAUCUAUCUAUCUAUCUAUCUAUCUAUCUAUCUAUCUAGACAAUCUUACACGUUUAUAUAUUUAACUUCUAUACUUUAUUGUAUUUUUGGGGGCUAUCUUUCUAUCUAUCUAUCUAUCUAUCUUUUCAAUUGUUAUCAUUAUCUAUCUUCUUCUAUCUAUCUAUUUUUAUCAGUUUAUAUUUUAACUCUGCCUCUAUUUAUCUAUCUAUCUAUUGUUCUGUUUAUUUAUCUUAUUAUCUGUUCCUGUUUUUUUUCACCUUUUAUAUCCCCAUUAUCUAUCUAUCUAUCUAUCUAUCUAUCUAUCUAUCUAUCUAUCUAUCUAUCUAUCUAA
Molecule: messenger RNA, 1224 nt
Organism: Acanthosepion pharaonis
Lineage: Eukaryota; Metazoa; Mollusca; Cephalopoda; Sepiida; Sepiidae
Source: the annotation of a GenBank genome assembly